Molecule: messenger RNA, 2246 nt
Organism: Rosa rugosa (rugosa rose)
Lineage: Eukaryota; Viridiplantae; Streptophyta; Magnoliopsida; Rosales; Rosaceae
Product: MDIS1-interacting receptor like kinase 2-like
Exons: 2
Coding region: 817-2079 (420 amino acids)
Biological process (GO): hormone-mediated signaling pathway
Cellular component (GO): plasma membrane
Molecular function (GO): receptor serine/threonine kinase binding
Source: RefSeq, a predicted model, not a curated record
UAGUGCCUUUCAGUACAAGAUAAUUGGUAGGAAGUCUCUGUAUUAAUCUUGGUUUUUCAACAAAGUCAAUUCACAAGGUCAAAUAAAAUGGCUUGCAUACAAGUUUAAGCAGCAACUGAAGAAAAUAAAGCAGAGGACAAGAAUCAAAACAUUGAAACAAAUAAAACCAAAUCGUUUUACUGCACAAAGAUACCUUUCCCCUCUACCACUAGUUCAUGAUCUGAACUAGCUGGUUUAUCAGUUUCAUCCAACUUCACAGAGAAAAUCCACAUUUUGCAAUGACAUACCAUUUUCUUAGUACGACAAAGAAAACAAAUAUCCCCGGAAGACUUUGACUGAAGUGUGCAUUCAUAUUCCCGAAGUCUUCAGUCCACCUUCUUCCGAUUUCAAUCUUGAUACAAGCAGGGCCGCAGAAUAAUAUAAUGGCAUUACAAAUGAAGCACAGAGGCCACAAUAUACCAAAACAAAAGCCAUGAGAACUUCAGCAGCUUAUGAUAAGAAACCAAUGCUCUUCUAAAAUGGAAAGCCAGCUUUCAAAAUCAAACCCAACCGGAUAUUCUAACCUCAUGGACUUACCUUCCCAUUGCCACCAAUUCUUCCAGAGAUCAAAAAGCAAAUGCAAGCCCGUGUUUUUGGACCGGUAUUUCAUGCAAUGCUGCUGGAAGUAUCAGCAGAAUAAACCUUACCAAUUCCGGUAUACCAGGUACGCUACAUGAAUUUUCAUUCUCAUCCUUCCAAAAUCUAGAAUACAUUGACCUCAGCAUAAAUAAGCUAUUCGGUGUCAUCCCACCACAAAUCAGUUCUCUCUCCAAACUCAUGUAUCUUGAUCUCUCCAAUAAUCAGUUGUCCGGGAGAAUCCCACAAGAAAUUGGUUUCCUCAUAAGCCUUCACACCCUACAGCUCAAUAAAAAUCAGUUGAAUGGGUCAAUUCCUCAAGAAAUAGGUCAGCUUAAGUCUCUUCUUGUUCUUAGUCUCAUAGAAAAUCGCCUCACUGGUCCUCUUCCGUUGUCAAUUGGUAAUUUAAGCACGUUAGAGGUUCUAUACAUUCGGGACAACCAAGUCUCUGGCUCCAUUCCUCAUGUGAUAGGGAAUCUCAAGAAUCUGGUUGUGCUAAGAGUCGCCAGAAACAAUCUGACUGGUCAUUUGCCUCCGAAUCUCUGUCAAGGUGGGCGUCUUAUUAAUUUCACUGCAAAUAGCAAUCGUCUGAUAGGUCCAAUCCCCAAAAGCCUGAAAAACUGCAGAACAUUAUACAGAGUCCGCCUUGAUAGAAACCAACUCACUGGAAACAUAUCUGAAGAUUUUGGUGAAUAUCCAAACUUGGAUUACAUAAAUCUAAGCGACAAUAAAUUUUACGGAGAACUUUCACCGAAAUGGGGUAGGUCUCUGAAGCUAACAAAUCUUGAGAUUGCAGGCAACAAUAUUACUGGUACCAUUCCACCUGAGAUUGGAAACUUGACUCAACUGCAGUUGCUUAAUCUUUCUUCAAAUCAUUUGGUGGGAAACAUCCCUGUGGAACUUGGAAGGCUCACUUCGUUAGGGAAGCUUAUACUGAAAGACAACCAACUCUCUGGUGGUAUACCUCAAGAGCUUGGAUCACUGACUGAACUUGAGUAUCUUGACCUGUCCACAAACAAAUUGAGCCAGUCAAUUCCAAGUAGCCUAGGUAACUUUCUGAAGCUGCACCAUAUCAAUGCCAGCAACAACAAGUUAAGCCAAAAAAUUCCAUUUCAAUUCAGGAGUUUAACUCAGCUGUCCGUGCUAGAUUUGAGUCACAAUGGUCUUGAUCGAGAGAUACCAACAGAGCUUAGUAAUUUGAAAAGUUUGGUGACACUAAAUCUUUCCCACAAUAAUCUCUCUGGAGUUAUUCCAAAGAGUUUUGAUGAACUUCGUGGCUUGGAUCACAUCGACAUAUCAUACAAUCAAUUCUGGGGUCCCAUCCCAAACAAUAAGGCAUUUCAUGAGGCUCCCAUUGAAGCAUUGAAGGGAAACAAGGGGUUGUGUGGAAAUGUUACAGGUUUUCUGCCCUGCAUUAUUAAUCCGGAAGAUAAGAAGCACAGUUCUAUAUACUUUAUACUUUGAUCUUAGUUUACCCUUUUCUGGCAGAGCUGGCUUACACAAUGAAAGUGACGGAGAAAUGUGACGUGUAUAGCUUCGGCGUGUUAGCACUUGAAGUGAUUAAAGGGAAGUACCCUAGCAAUCUAGUUCGAUUACCCUUAUCACCUGCAACCAGGGAAGCCAAAAUGUGG